This is a messenger RNA of Momordica charantia (bitter melon), 1528 nucleotides long. RefSeq names its product K+-H+ exchange-like protein. The record is from RefSeq and is a predicted model, not a curated record. Gene Ontology annotation, cellular component: mitochondrial inner membrane. Gene Ontology annotation, biological process: proton transmembrane transport; potassium ion transport. NCBI's taxonomy places the organism in Eukaryota, Viridiplantae, Streptophyta, Magnoliopsida, Cucurbitales, Cucurbitaceae.
CCAUCCGCGUCGUUGCAAUUGCACAGCUCGGAGUCGCAGCAGCACGUCUGUUUGUCUCUUUGAAUUAAAUUUCGCUCAGAAAGUUCUCUCAAUAUAUUCCACAGACGGUUCGGAGAAAACCAGUUUCCUCAUCAUUUGGUUACGGAUUAGGGUUUAUGUGAAAGCGAUUUCGUAUACGAAGGAAUCCUCUUCUCCGUUGGAGUUUUGGAACGAUGAGAGCCAGAUUGGUUGUUUUCCCAAUCAGAGGAAGAAAUUGGUGUUUCGGCAGAUCCAUUGACCCCGCGGCUUCCGAUUCUGCUUCUUCUCAGACUCCUUCCACUCUCAAAGAUCUCUGGAUUAGAAUCUCCUCGUCGUCUUCCUCCAAAUCCGACGCUCACUCCAGCACUACCAGUAGUAGCAAUGCGGAAAUUGUUACCGAUUUCAUCUCUUUCAAGAUGAAUAAAGCGUGGACUGCUCUGGAGAAUGCUCCUAAUGGAUCGUUUAAAAACAAACUUCACGGGAUCGGAUUGAAGCUUUUAUCUCGAGUUAAGCCGGAUGAGAUAUUCUUGAAGUCGAUAACCAAGGAUGUUACAAAUGUCGAAAUAACAUAUCCAUCGAGUUUAAAUCCACGGCUCGUUCGCAGGAGGUUACGGCAUAUUGCCCUCAGGGGAACUGCCAUCCACAAGAAAUACUUCUAUGGUUCAGUUUCGUUGCUUCCAGUAACAAGUGCAUUUACUGUUUUACCUCUGCCAAACAUUCCUUUCUUUUGGGUUUUGUUUCGCACAUAUUCUCAUUGGCGAGCUCUGAAGGGAAGUGAAAAGCUCCUUCAAUUGGUCUCGGAUAGAUCUUACUCGUUCAACUCAUCCACCGAUGGAAAUAAAACCGUGCACAAAGUACGACAGCAUCCAGGUUCAACAUUGGACCUGCAGCCAUCAAAGGAACUUGACAAAAUUCUGAGCCAGAUGGAGGGACGUGGUGGUGAUACAACUGCAAUUAAAGAUAUCUGCAAGAUCUUUGAUUUAAACGCGAAUAAUGUUUUGAAGUACAAGGAUAGAAUGUGAUCACGAUCCCAUAUUCAGAUGGGGGGAAAAGACAAGGAGAUGAUGAGAUGGGGUGGAAGAUGAUCCAACAAAAUCAUGGAAAACGAAAUAACCUGAGCCCACAACGCUUGAACCAGUGGUGUGUUAUGCUUCUCGGAAUUUACAUUGUUCUACAAAUAUAAAAGGAGAGAGUGCAUGCUGCGUAGUCUGAUGAUCUGAUCCAUUCCCAGGGGAGAGGAAGGAACAAGAAUCGGAUCCGUCUAAGACAUUCAAACCAACAAACUACACAAGUUGUUAUUCUCUUCUUUAUGCCAUUGCCACCACAUCAGAUCCCGUACUGGUCAGUACCUUUGGUUACAGAAAACUAUCCAUAAUUUUGUUUUUGUUUCUGUUUUUGCUUUUCAAUUAAAAUGCCACUUCUGUAAUUUUAGACCUCAUCCUUCCACCAUAUCUCAACUUAUUUGUUCAUUUGAUUUUAAAAUAUCAAAUAACAUAACAUUGAAUGUCUA